AAUGAAAUCUAUAUAUUAAGACAUGUUAAAUAGAGCAUAUAAUACUCUAUUCCAUCCAUCUGUAUAAUGGUUUAGAAUACUUACUCCAGUAAAUAAAUUUUAUUAAUAUAUUAGGGUUACAAUAUUUUCAGAUAUCCUGCACCAGCAUCUGAGUAAAUUAAUCAUGUUGAACAUGAUUUCAAAACUCCUUAUCGUGAUUCAAAAUAUUAUGUCAGACAUGAUGAACCUGUAAUUGAGAGAGUAGCAAAAGUAACAUUUACUGACCCUCUUAAUGAAACUCCAACAGAAAAGUAAUUGAUAAUAAAUUAAGAAUCUAUUAGAUUAGUCAGAUUAAAAUUAUUAACUAAAGAUUAAGUCAACAAUUCAGAAGCUGUAUAAACUGCAACUUAACUCUAUGAAUAAAAAUAUGGAUUACCUUUAUCUUAAAAAGGUUAGAUAUCAUUAUAUUAAAUUAGUCUAUUCAAAUUAAGUUGGAGGUGGAGAUGCACUCUAAGACUUUUUCUAAGGAGAAAACAUUAGAGAAGUUAUGGCCAGCUUUGUUAGACAAUAAUGGGAAGAAGUGAAUGAAAAUGCACUAGAAGAUUUGAAUAAUACUAAUUUAGAUGAUGAUUAUCAUCCAAAUUUAAAUGAAAAAGUUGGAUUUAAUCUUUAAGAAAAUGAUCCACUCUUUAGAUAAUUAAUAGUUGAUCUACACACUGUAGUUAAAAAUAUUGGCGUAUUUAUUUUAUUUUUAUACCUUUUUUCAUAUAGGAAAAAACAAAAUAAGAGGGUCAUUUAACAUUUUUCAGAGGAGAUCCAAAUUAUUGGCAUGUCCUUGAUAAUAGUUUCCCAGUGGAAUCUAUCAGAUUGAUAUAAAAUACUUUGGGUGAUGAAGUCUCCUAAUUAGGUAUUAAUAUGAGAUAAUACUUUUAGAUCCAAAAGCAUUGUCAAAAUAACAGAAUAGAGAAGAUUAUCAUAUAGAACAUAAAGUUUAAGUUCCAAUAGAAAAUAAAUAUUAUUCAUGAAA
This is a messenger RNA of Paramecium pentaurelia, 1006 nucleotides long. The record is from the annotation of a GenBank genome assembly. NCBI's taxonomy places the organism in Eukaryota, Ciliophora, Oligohymenophorea, Peniculida, Parameciidae.